Messenger RNA from Paramecium primaurelia, 559 nucleotides. The record is from the annotation of a GenBank genome assembly. Lineage: Eukaryota; Ciliophora; Oligohymenophorea; Peniculida; Parameciidae.
UAUGGAUUCAUAAAAAUAUACAUCUCCAUAUGCUAAAUUGUAAUCAAUUAUUUUUUAAUAUAGAUGGGAAUAGAAAGAUUGGAGAGAAGUACUUAUAUAGGAAAUCAAGACUAAUAAUCCAAAUGCCAAAAUCACAAAUAAAGCUAUAAUUGAAUAAUAUUUUAAAAGAUAUAUGAUGCUUUAACCUUCUGAUAAGUCUAAUCUUAUUGUCAAUCAUCCUGCAUUAUUAUAGGUAUAAUACUUAUUCUAAAAGGUUGACAAAGAAAAAAUUGAUAAAGUGACAAAUGAUACAAUGUUAAGUUUAGUUAAUGCUACUGCAGGUUGCACAGUUGCUUCAUUGUUAUUUUAUAAAUUACUAUUGAGCAAAAGAAGAAUCUUUUAUGAUUUUUAUAGAAAGGGUAGACUUUCAUUUGUGAAAAAACCAUUAUCAAUAUUUGUGUUAUUUACUACAUGGGGUGCUGGAUUAUCUUAUGGAUAUAAAUAAACAAUUCCAUUUGAAUUAUUCAAAUAAGGAAUGUACAAAAAAUAUCUAAUAGAGUAUGAUAAAGUAUAUUUAUGA